AUGAGCAAUCUACGCGCUCAAAAGCGUCUGGCCUCGGCUGUAUUCGGUUGUGGAAAAAAAAAGAUUUGGCUAGAUCCCAAUGAAACUGCAACCAUUCAAAAUGCCAACUCGCGUAAAAUGAUACGAAAGUUGUUUAAAGAUAACUUGAUUAUUCGCAAACCUGUGACAGUCCAUUCUCGUUCUCGAUGCCGAAAAAACUUGAUUGCACGUAGAAAAGGUCGUCACUCGGGAACGGGUAAAAGAAAAGGUACAGCAGAUGCGCGUAUGCCUCAAAAGGUCCUGUGGAUGAGGCGAAUGAGAGUUCUUAGGCGUUUACUUAAGCGGUAUAGAGAAGCUCACAAAAUCGAUAAACAUCUGUACCACUUAUUAUAUCAACAAUGCAAAGGGAAUCAAUUUAAAAAUAAAAGGGUUCUCAUUGAUCAUAUUCACAAGAAAAAGGCAGAACGUCUCCGAGCAAAACAACUCAGUGAUCAGGCAGAAGCAUUGCGUCAAAGGAAGCGUGAGUCCCGGAUAAACCGUCAGCACAGGCUCGAAGAGCGAAAAAAGGCCGUGAUUGAGAGCUUUAAUACAGCUGUUGCUAAAUCCACAACUCCAGUCGCUCAAAAGCCCACCCCUUCAGUGGAAACUAAACCUAAGGUAGAAGUCAAGCCAGCUCCGGCCCCUGCACCAGCCCCAGUAGUUACACCGACGUCUCAACCGUCUGUUGAAAAGGUAGAAGUCCCAACAAAACCUGCACCUCUCAAAGUGUCGAAAGUUGCACCACCACCGAAAAUCCCAACUGCAAAAACUCCUGCAGCUCCACCUAAAAUACCUGAGCCUGGUUCAGCCAAGUCAACGUCUUCUAAAAAACCUGCCAAGCGUUAGUGUGAAAUAGAUUUCAAAAUGUCCUACUUGACGACAACAAUAAUUUAUGACUACCAGUAAUUAGAAUUAUGAUUUCUUUAAUGGGAAUAAAAAAUAAACUCAUAAGAACUGAGGGUUCUUACACCAUUUCAGUAGUAUGUUUGUGUACACUUUUUAUACCGAGAAAACAUACAAACAAACAAACAUGCUAAUAACUUAUUCAAUAAUGUUGACAAAUCGGAUUAUGAUUUACACGAUUAUUUUCGUUAUUAAUGACUUAUUUACUUAUGCUUGUUACUCCCAAUAGAGGAUAGACCCGCUGACCAGCAUUCUUUAACAAACUUUAUUCUGGGUAUUCUAUUCUAGUUCUAUUCAAUGAUUGUUCAUUCUUCUUCUUCUCAUGUUUGUCUGUUUCUAUUCCUCGAUGUAAUGUGUUCUUUGGUC
This is a messenger RNA of Schistosoma bovis, 1287 nucleotides long. The record is from the annotation of a GenBank genome assembly. NCBI's taxonomy places the organism in Eukaryota, Metazoa, Platyhelminthes, Trematoda, Strigeidida, Schistosomatidae.